Molecule: messenger RNA, 1425 nt
Organism: Mesorhabditis spiculigera
Lineage: Eukaryota; Metazoa; Nematoda; Chromadorea; Rhabditida; Rhabditidae
Source: the annotation of a GenBank genome assembly
AUGCGCUUCGGUUCUGGGAGUUAUGACGUCCGGCAAAGCGAAGGGAUGCAUCCGGGCACUUUGAACCGUCAUCGCACCAUCACCUGUACAGUAUUCUUCCUCGACGGCACCGAGCGCCAAUUCCAGUUUGAUCGCCAAGCCCGCGGCCAAGACCUCCUCGAUCGUGUCUUCGGCCACCUCGAACUCGUCGAACGAGAAUACUUUGGCCUGCAAUUCGUGUGCGUUCUCGACACCCGGGAUACGCAACAAAAAAGAUGGCUGGAACCGCAAAAAUCUGUUCGGAAACAGAUGUUCUGUCCCCCAUAUUCCCUCUUCUUUCGGGUCAAGUUUUUUGUUAGCGACCCGGUGAAGCUGGUGGAGGAGUAUACAAGAUAUCACUAUUUCCUACAAAUAAGGAAAGAUCUGCUGGAGGGAAAGUUGCGGUGUGCCGAAGGGAGCCUAGCGUUAUUAGGCAGUUAUUCGGUUCAAUCGGAACUUGGUGACUACAACCCUGAUGAGAUGCCUUCAGGUUAUCUGGAUAAUUUUCCAAUAGCUCCCGGCCAAAGUCAAGACCUUGUGAGGAAAGUGGCGGAAUUGCAUCAGGUGCAUAAAGGACAAACGCCUGCCGAGGCUGAAUUUAAUUUCCUUGACCACGCCAAACGGCUGGAAAUGUAUGGCGUGGAAUUGUAUGAGGCCCAGGAUGUAAAAGGACUAUUGAUUUCCGUGGGUGUAAACGCAUUCGGGUUGCUCGUUUUUCACCAUGAAAAGAAGAUUCAGGAAUUUGCAUGGUCAGCCAUAAUGAAAAUCUCUUUCAAGCGGAAGCAAUUCUUUGUAACCGUCCGAUUACCUGAUGCGAACGGGUUGGAAGACGACAAUUGCAUUACAUUCAACAUUCAUUCCGCGCCAGCAUGUAAACAAUUGUGGAAAGCCUGUAUUGAGCACCACACAUUCUUUCGAUUGAUCGCCCCACCAGCUCCACCACAAAAAGGUCUUUUCAACCUGGGCAGCCGUUUUCGCUAUAGCGGACGGACCGAGUUUCAAACGAUCGAAGAAAUGCGGCAACGGGCAAGGGUGGAACGGACGUUUAGGAGAUCCACAUCCAGAAAUGGCGGUCUUAAUUCGAGAGCUACAAUUUCUGGUGGACACAGCUCAGCUUCGUCCUCGCAAUACACUCCAACUCACACCGUCGAUUCACCUGAUUUAAGUUUGAGGCUAUUCAGUCAUUCGUGGGCACGCAAGCUACUGCCACUUGGUGGCGGCCGAUCAGCCAGCCUAGUCUCUGAUGCAUCAUCUCGGCAUCAACCCAAGGAGGGUGAUGGCUUCCCCACAACUCGGCCGACCACAUCCAAGCACUGGGCUCUCUUCAUCAGCACAUCAAUCUUUGGACGAUUCCAGAAGCUCGGAAAUCGAUGCGUUCCUCUCGAGAAGUCUCUCCAUGCACAGCUU